AUGCCUGUUGUUUCUGAGGACGUAACAUCACGGGGAGAUGUACAUGAUAUAACCUUUAAUCUCGAGAAGAUAUCAAGGUGUAGCAGCGUAAACUUUUGGAGCCGCGCCCGCUUCUUACCUGCUCUUUGGCCAACACCUCACUUUCCGGCCCACAUACGUUCUGUCCGCGUCCUCUCCGCCGCCAUGACCAAAUACACGCCCCAAGUCGUCCAGCUGAAGGACUUCUUCCCCUCCAUCGUGCCGAAGCGAUGCGUUUUCUGCUGCGCGCCCGUCAAGAUCGAAUUCGAUACCACAAGCUGCGUGCCGUGCACGCUGAAGCAACUGUCCAAGGACGAGGAGGAUGUAGAGGAAUUGAAGUUUCGAAAACACAUCUACCACAUCUUCAACUUCUAUAUCGACGUUCGAAGGAAGACCUUCUCGGACAUUGUAACUUCCGUCAAGGACAGUCACGGGGACUACAUCUUCUUCUUCGAGCGAGGAACCCCGGGCGUGAAGACUUCCUUGCCAAAGAUACCAGGGCUCAGCAUGGAGAAGCAGCGGGAAAUAGAUGAAGCGCUUCUUAUGGCGUUGGAGUGCGAUCACGUACUUACUAUGCUGCAUCCAAUCUUGCAGAGAGAGUUCUUCGAAUCUCCAAGUCCGGUCAGGUCGAUUAUCGAAAUCGGCUUUAACACCACACAUUAUGAUGGCAGCUUCCAUUAUGUUUACAAGAUCGAAUUCUACAACGGUCGUCUCUUCGCCGUAGACUUCUCCGGGCGACAAUGGGGCUGGUGGCCUUUGGUACGACCGUGGGACGAAUACGCACGAGAAAACGUGCAGGAGAUCAGCGAUACGAAGCCUUUCGGAAAUCGAAGGGAGAUGCUGCAACGAACGUGCAGCCACAUCCAAGGGGCGAUGAAGGCAGCCGUACUUCCUCCGUACGACACUAUAUAUGGCAGGCAGCCAUUCGGUUGGGAUCCGGAGAGGGGGAGUGUAAAGGAGGAGCAGAAAUUGGUGGAGAUUUACCGGUGGCAUCUCGCUGAGGAAAGGAUGCUGGAAUACUCUGAUCUCGACGGAGAACAAGGGAAGGAGAUAUUGAGGAAUAAUUUCAAGGAGUUGUGCGAUGGGAAGCUACCUCAAGCAAUAUCUCACCAGACGCUCACGGACCUGGCUAGUGAGAUGCCGCACCUGAAUGGCCGUCAGAUCAAAAGUCUUGUCUCCUUUGCUCGCCUGGUCUCGCAGGUGGACACGAACGUCGGCUGGGUUGAGGCUAUCCGAAGCAUUCAUAAGCCGAACCAGAAAGGACAGCCUGUCAGGAAAAACCCCGAUUCUAUAUCGCCUGCCCAUGAGACGGAAUCGGGACCAUUCAAUAAUAUUCCCUAUCCGACUAGCAUGGAGAUGGAAGAGAACGUCGACCUUGUACUUUUGGGUACAUCGACAGAACGGGAAGUUCAGGAUGCGAGAGAAUCACCAGUGUCUCGAAGACCGUCAAUGGCGGCUGGGCUACACGUUGAAGGAAGGGACCGUCACGCGAGAUAUACGUUAGCAGCGAGAUCCGAUGGAUUAGGUGGAAGUAGUGAUGGGGGAAGAGAAGUGAAUUGA
This is a messenger RNA of Trematosphaeria pertusa, 1578 nucleotides long. RefSeq lists its product as uncharacterized. The record is from RefSeq and is a predicted model, not a curated record. The transcript is spliced from 6 exons. The coding region runs from base 1 to 1578 and encodes 525 amino acids. Lineage: Eukaryota; Fungi; Ascomycota; Dothideomycetes; Pleosporales; Trematosphaeriaceae.